AGAAUUUGGUGAAGAGAGAAGGCAUAGAAAGAGAAAGGUUGAAGAGAGAAGUGAAGGUGGAAAUGAAAGUGAGUUGGAAGAAGAACGACAACAAGAAGAAGAAACGUUGUUUACCAACGUUGUCACACUUCACGGACCUUCCUUUCGAGCAUGACGAUCAACCCCAUCCACACGAAGCUGAAGACGGCGCACGUGUUCCCGAUACUCACCAAUUGGCUAAUGAAUUUCGAGCUCAAGGAGACAAGCUUGCCAUGGAUGGCAAGUACCGUGAAGCACUAGGUAAAUGGGAAGCUGCUCUUGCAUUGACACCUGAUGUUCCAGUUUUGCAUGAACAAAAGGCCCAGGUUCUACUAGAAAUUGGAGAUGCUUGGAAUGCUGUAAAAGCUGCAACUCGAGCUACUGAAUUGGAACCAUCAUGGGCUGAGGCAUGGGUCACACUUGGCAGAGCACAAUUGAAUUUUGGUGAGCCAGAUAAUGCUAUUGAAAGUUUUGACCGUGCUUUAGCUCUCAAGCCUGAUUAUGAGGAAGCUCAAGAUGAUAGGAAAACUGCAUCACAUCUUGUAAAGAAGAGAAAACAACUUCACUCAUCAGGCCUGAGUGCUACUCAAAAUCGAUAUGUGGUGGGUGAAAAGGAUGAAAGCUCAAGGGCUGAAGUUGUCUAAAUUUUCCAAUGUGAUAUUUGAUUAUCUAAGUUUAUGUUGAUAUAGGAAAUUACAAGUUGUAUACUUUUCAGCAGCUUAGUGGUAUAAUAGUUAUGUUAAUGUGACACUGUAAUAUACUAAUAUAUACAUUAAAUUUUUUAUACAGUUUUAGUUUAAGUACUAAAUUUUAUAAUAA
Messenger RNA from Cajanus cajan (pigeon pea), 837 nucleotides. Its product is annotated as Tetratricopeptide repeat (TPR)-like superfamily protein. Gene Ontology annotation, molecular function: protein binding. The record is from RefSeq and is a predicted model, not a curated record. NCBI's taxonomy places the organism in Eukaryota, Viridiplantae, Streptophyta, Magnoliopsida, Fabales, Fabaceae.